UAAUCUGUGACGUUUUUAUUAUAAACUAAAGUUUUGGUUGUCUGUGGGACUUCGCGAUCCACUGCUGGCCGCCGGUGCAACAAACAGUUCGUCAGUAACCGCGGCGGCAAUGGACCGCGCCCUUGCAUUACUUUACUCUUGUCAACUUUGUUUAUAAUAAAAAUUCAAUAUAACGCAAGAUUUGCACUACGCUAAACAUUCUCAAGCUAUUCGUUACCUACUUAUUGUGUUCGUGUUUUCUGUUUCUUACGUUUUCCCCUUGAUUAUGAUUUGGGUUUUUCUGAUUUGUGCACCUUUAGUUUUCCUUUUCCUAAAUGUAUCAUUUGACCCACCCUUAAUGUUAAAAAUUAAAUGUUAACUAAAUAUGUCGCUAAACCAGUUCAAUGGUGCGGUGCCGCGCACAUUAUGAUUUUUUUGUUUUUAUUAAUUCUCCAGACUUAUCUCGGUCUGGUUUCGUCUAAAUAACAAAUGCAAUCUAAAAUUUACUGAUAAUCAAAAUUGUAGCUUAAUUUUCUUCAUUAAAAUAUUUCUUUUCUGUUUCCUUUAUUUCUAUUCCUGUUGUUUUGUUUGUGUUAUAUUAGAGCAGACUCCUGCGCACGGGAGCGCCUCGAGCUGUACAAACACGUAAGGAUGGACUAUUGGCACUACAAGUAGCUCGCACUCAGAUCAGCAAACCGCUUCGGUAUCACAGCACUGAUACGUUCAAAAUUCUAUUUGGACUCAAUUGCCUUACAACUAAGAGUACAAUUCACGUAAUUUUCCAAAUUAAGUAAUCCGGCCACGCUUGUAGGUACCACGGGACCGCGGCCCGCACCAGACACCAUCAUUUUGUUUAUUUUCCUUAUGUUUAGUUGAUCAUGCUUCUUAUAUUGAUUUCACGCAGAUGAGGAGAUUAUAAAAACUAUUUUGGUCGUGUACGUUGAUUGUAAUUAAUUGUUGAUAUGUCUUGUUCAUGUGAAUUUGUGUUGUGUAAUCGGGACUUACCGCCGCGCCCGCACUCGCCUUCGUGCUUGGAACGGUGGCUGCCCACCAAUAUGUGACACCCGACCCCAAUCAACAGCUAGACGUAUCGUAGCUCUAGUUAUACUGGCCGAUUGUGCAUGAAGGUAACAAAGCAUUCCUUCAACGAAUGCUGACGACGGAAUACUCCGUACAGUUAACGUUUCGGGAACAAUGGUUAGAUGAACGGCUGAAAUUCAAUAAUCUUGGAGGUCGCCUCAAAUACCUGACACUGACCGAAGCGAACAGAGUCUGGAUGCCUGAUCUGUUCUUCUCCAACGAGAAGGAAGGUCAUUUCCACAACAUCAUCAUGCCUAACGUGUACAUUCGUAUCUUCCCCAACGGCAACGUGCUGUACAGCAUCCGAAUCUCUCUGACGCUCUCGUGCCCCAUGAACCUCAAGUUGUACCCUCUGGAUAAGCAGACCUGCUCCCUCAGGAUGGCUAGUUACGGUUGGACCACAGACGACUUGGUGUUCCUAUGGAAGGAAGGCGACCCGGUGCAGGUGGUGAAGAACUUACACCUACCUCGGUUCACGCUGGAGAAGUUCCUCACUGACUACUGCAACAGUAAAACUAAUACCGGUGAAUACAGUUGCCUGAAGGUAGACCUGCUGUUCAAACGCGAGUUCAGUUACUACCUGAUCCAGAUCUACAUUCCGUGCUGCAUGCUGGUCAUCGUCUCCUGGGUGUCCUUCUGGCUGGACCAAGGAGCUGUGCCUGCGAGGGUUUCACUAGGAGUGACGACUCUACUAACAAUGGCGACCCAGUCGUCAGGCAUCAACGCUUCCCUACCACCCGUGUCCUACACCAAAGCUAUUGACGUCUGGACAGGUGUAUGUCUAACAUUCGUCUUCGGAGCGCUACUAGAGUUCGCUCUGGUCAACUACGCGUCUCGCUCAGACAUGCACCGAGAGAACAUGAAGAAAGCGAGACGAGAGAUGGAAGCAGCCAGCAUGGAUGCUGCCUCCGAUCUCCUUGACACAGAUAGCAACACUACCUUUGCUAUGAAACCCUUGGUGCGCGGCGGCGUGGUGGAAUCCAAGAUGCGGCAGUGCGAGAUCCACAUCACCCCGCCGCGGAAGAACUGCUGCCGCCUGUGGAUGUCCAAGUUUCCCACGCGCUCCAAGAGGAUAGACGUCAUCUCCAGGAUCACCUUCCCCCUUGUGUUCGCUUUGUUUAACCUGGCUUACUGGUCGACGUACCUGUUCCGCGACGAGGACGAGGAGAAGUGAUUCUCCGAGUCCCUGGAGAGGGGCGUGGGGCCGCGCGUGCGGCUGGUGGCGGCCGUGGUGGCGCCCUACGUGCUGUUCGUGGUGUUCUACUCGCUGUGCUUCCGCGCGCGCCCCCCACCCCCGUCGCCCCCGCCCGCGCCCGCGCCCGCGCCUGCGCCCGCGCCCGCCCGUCGCAGCGCGCGAGCUCGCACGCAAGCACACCCACCCAGCCCACUCUAGCGAACUCAUCCCAUUCAUUAUCGUGACAUAUUAUAUUAUCGUGUAUUUUAAUCGACGUCUUCCUCGUGGCAGCGUUAUUCCCACUCAGUAUUCGAUGGCGUUAGUGUAAUUAGUAAAGCUCAAGUGUCUAUUUGUAUAUAUAUGUGACCCCGUGCCAGUUUAGACCAAGCCUCCGUUUUUUUCAAAUUGAAGCAGUUCAAGAAAAAACGGUGAAAAUAGACUCAAAUUAUGAUUGGUCAUCAAAACAACAGAACUUUUAUUCGGCACUUAUAAAGUCCCCAACUAAUUGUGUACAAAAAAAUAUUUUACUUUCCGAGAAUUAAAAAUUUUCGAUAAUUUUACCAGUGAUAUGACUCCUUGUAUGGAUUCGUAUGUAAUGUAAACCUAGGUUAAGAUAUAAGAGGAACCCCAGAGGUUCCCGCAUAAUACUUUAGCCUUUAAAGUAAGGUACGUAAGGACUAGAAUGGCACUAAUGUGUAGUGGAUGCGGGGUAUUAUUCAGUAGUUUUCACUUCUACAGUACGUGAACUGGACUAGAUCUACUAGCUAAUAGAGUUGAUCAAUUUUCAUGUCGACAUGUUCACAGGUAUUGUAUAAACCGCCAGAGAUUAACAGUUGUUGACAAUGAAACAGCAAGUACCAUAAAAUCUCUAUGCAAGAAUUUGUGCGAAUUUGCUAAUUAAAAAGUUAUGACUGUGUAUCUGUGGCAGGUGUAAUUGGCCUAGUAAUGUAUCGCGUAGGUAUCAUUUACAACACAUAUUAACUAUAAACCACAUAAUGUGAAAAGAAGGAAUUUAUAAAAAAACCUUAUUAAUUAUAUAUUAGAUAAGUAUUACUAAUUGGAUAUUCUCUUGCUGGGAAUUUUGAUAUGAAUGAUCUUUGAGAAUCUGCCGUCUGUCUGUCUGUCUAACAGACUAAAAGAGUUACCAGAAACGAAAUUUGAUGUAGUAUUGUCACAACUAGACAUGGCAAACAGGUAUGGUCAAAUACCUUUCCUACAUCGAAAGGGUUUAUUUCAACAACAAGAUUACUUAUAGUUCAUGGAUAAGGUAUUCUUUCCUGACAUUUUGACCAUGUUUUAAAAACUUCCAUUGUUCAAAAUGAAAUAAUCACAUGAAGUGUAUCUCUCUCAUUCAUGUUUGCGUAUGUCGAUGACAUUAUAAUAUCUCCGAAAUAAGUCUAACAAAAGAUAUUAAAAUUUCCAGUAAGAUUCGUAGGUAAAUGGUAAACGUGUAAAUAGUUGGGCCUACAACUUUCUACACCUGUGUCGCUCAGUGUACAGUUACCUAUAUUUAAUAUUACAAUUAUAUCAUUAUUAACGAAUGAUAAGAUUUUAUUAACAUUAAUUUCUCUGUCUGUACGUAUCACUGUAAAUAUUACUUAAUGUUUCCUAAUUACAUUAUUCGUACAUAUAUUAUAAUCCCUUGAGCUAUAGUUGCAAAGUACUCCAAAACUGCAAUAAAAAUAAAAUCUUUUUUUACUUACACCAAAAGUGAAUUCAUUCUGGUCGUCCUGGAUUCAUUGAAAGUUACUUUUAACUUUGAAUUCAUGGCUCAAGGGACAUUCUAAGGAUAUUCAUUGAAAUCUAUUUAGAAUCUCGUGUAUGUAUCAUGACACCUUCAAAUAAAAUAUCACUAAUGCUGUGUUCGGCUAUUAGAUACAAUAAGUCGUACAUAUUAACUUAAGCACAUUCGUUUUUAUUAUGCGGCGGAGAGAACGCAUCAGUUUCAAUAACGAAAGGUUGGCCAUCAUUGGCUAUAUCGUCUUGCUUGUUCUGCACAAAUAUAAGAGUCAAAGACUCGGGGGUAACCCCUGUACUUUGUAUACUAUCAUGAACGUUAUCCUUAUGUCGACAAGGCUCUGGGAAACGAAAUAGCAUUUUGUUUCAAUUACACAAUUCUUGCUCAUUUUUCUCUUCCGUCCUUUAAUUUGAAUUUAGGUGUUGCCCACCGUGCGCAAUACUCUAAUCGCUUAGAAUUAUCCUUAAUAUAUAUUGUCGGGCUGUGACGAGGUGUAGCAUCUGCAUUAUUAUAUUAAUGUAAUUUCGUUUGCCAUUCGUUGUAUGUAAGGAAAUAUUAGCCUAUGUCCAACGCUCAAAAUCUCAUAGACGUAUUAGGCACACGUAAGUGUUACCUUUUCGUAUGUAUGUUAAUUAUUGUAGACUCAAUGUCUUAGUUGUUGCUAUGUAUACUACGAUCCGGGGAGAUUGUAUCCAGUAGUUUACUCAUACAUAACGCCACUGAUAUCUUGUGGAGGAAAUAUUAUCUGCGAGACAAGUAGACAUUAGUUAAGUUUACAUAUUUACAAUAAAUGUUUCCAUUAUUAGGAUAUAUGGAUGUGUUACUGUUGAAAGCAGCUUCUCGAGGUACCACCAGUCAUUCGGAGAUACUUGUAGGAUUUGCAUUCGAUGAACAACUUAUAGUAAAACGAAGAUUUGACUGAGUUUAAACCGCAAGUCUUGUGGUCAAAAUUAUUAAAAACAUUUUCAAUACAUGUUGUACGCAUGUUUCUGUAAUUUCACGUUUAAUUGUAAAGUCAAUUAAAUCACUGUAUAAUAAUACAUUUUCAACAUAUCUGUCACUGUUAAGAUUUCGGUUGGUCCGACGACAGAAUUACUUCGCAACGUAAUGACGAUCCAGGCAAAACUAACAACUAGAUAGAUCUCUUACAUGUUUACGUUGUAUUGGAAGAGGUGAUGUAUGAAGGAAGGUAGGAUUAAGUAACACUGUAUAAUAUAUUGACCAUAAUUACGAUUUUAGACGUCAUAAAGGACGGUUUACCUCUUAAGAUUAUACAGUAAAGGUAGAUAGUUUCAUUCGUAAGCUAUGUUGUACUCGAUUGUUAUGACAUAGCUGAUGACUGAGCUUUGUCAUCUAAUGCAUCCGAGGGCGAAUACCUCCUUCUUCUAACCAUUCCCAUUUAAUUAUAAAGAAACAUUGUAAAAAAUGAUUUUAAUAAAAUUAUACCAAAAUA
Helicoverpa armigera (cotton bollworm) is the source of this 5424-nucleotide messenger RNA. RefSeq names its product glutamate-gated chloride channel (gene GluClalpha). The coding region runs from base 1130 to 2233 and encodes 367 amino acids. Gene Ontology annotation, biological process: nervous system process; signal transduction; regulation of membrane potential. Gene Ontology annotation, cellular component: neuron projection; synapse; plasma membrane. The transcript is spliced from 8 exons. The record is from RefSeq and is a predicted model, not a curated record. Gene Ontology annotation, molecular function: transmitter-gated monoatomic ion channel activity involved in regulation of postsynaptic membrane potential; excitatory extracellular ligand-gated monoatomic ion channel activity; transmembrane signaling receptor activity. Lineage: Eukaryota; Metazoa; Arthropoda; Insecta; Lepidoptera; Noctuidae.